Alosa sapidissima (American shad) is the source of this 2653-nucleotide messenger RNA. RefSeq lists its product as uncharacterized. NCBI's taxonomy places the organism in Eukaryota, Metazoa, Chordata, Actinopteri, Clupeiformes, Clupeidae. The record is from RefSeq and is a predicted model, not a curated record.
GGGAUGCGAUUAUGUGUCGAACAACUUUGCGUCCUUGUGCGCUCAUUUGAGAUUGCAUAUAAGAAAUGGCAAAAACGUCAAGUGUCCCUAUGAAGGUUGCUCAAAACAGUUCCGAGUAAGACAAUCCUUUGGAACUCACAUAUCUAGAAAACAUAGACAGUCAAGAGUAACACAACCCUCACAUGAACAGCCACACAUUGAGGUUACUGACGCUACAGAUGAGCCAUCAAUAGAUGGAAUGGAUACGGACUCUGGAAAAGAGGCAGAUACAUUUGUGAAGAAUUUGGCUUUGUUUUAUUUAAAAAUGCAGGCCAAAUUACUUUUGCCAGCUACAACAAUACAGUGCAUUAUUGAUGAGUUUCAGGAGGUUCACAGCAGUGGAAUGAAACAUAUACUUGAAAAGCUGAAACAAAAGUUAACAGAGUUGCACAUCCCCAAUGAAGAGAUACACAAGCUAGUCAGGGAACUUGAGCAAUAGGAUCUUUUAUCUAUUUAUAAUGAAGGUGCUUUAAGAUCAGACAGAACAAGACAAACAUACUUCAAAUAAAAUUUUGAUUAUGUUGCACCUGCCCAGAUGUACCUGGGAAAUAGCAAAGGGAAGGAACGCUUUUGUCAAUAUGUCCCGCUGAAGGAAACACUUUCUGCUUUGUUUAGGCAGUCUACUGUUAGGGAUCAGUAUUUACAAUCAAAAUCAAAUGUCCGGCUGGAUAUAGUUUUGAAUGAUGUUAGUGAUGGUAAAAAUGUCCAAAAAAAUGCCUUAAUGCAGGAAUCUCCCUCUUCAGUCUCUAUUAUCCUUUACCAGGAUUCAUUUGAAGUUGCAAACCCACUUGGCUCUGGCAAAAAGAAACACAAAAUUAUGGCCAUUUACAUGACAAUUGGAGAAAUAUUGCCUCACAAUCGUUCAACUGUUGACCCAACACAGCUUGUGUUACUUUGCAGGGAGGAAGACUUCAAAGAUUUUGGUGAGAAGAAAGUGUUUGCUCGCCUCAUUGAAGAUCUGAAAGACCUGGAGGAAACAGGGUUUCCGUCUGUUGAUGAUAUGGAAGCUGAAUGCAUUCAAGAGAUUAAAAAAAUCCUUCCAGAUCUGGAUGAUGAGCGUUUAAACAUGCUGAUUGAACCUGUAGUGGGAGUGCGGAAGAAAAGCCACCUGACUGUGGUAGAGAAAGAGGACCUGCAGAAUCAUUUAACGCCUUUAGAGUAUCGCUUAUUCAUGAGAGCUUUCCAACAAAAGGAGGGAAAUGGUACAGCCAGUGUCCCAGACGAACCAACGCAGUCCCUGUCGUUACUGGACACAUCUCUGACAGAGGAACAUCGCCACACACCUCCUCGCACGGCCACCACCUCCACUUUGAUACAGAAUCAGAAUGCAUGGGUUCAGAACUUUGCUAUUCCUUGGGACAAGAUGCCAGCCAGACUGUCACGCAGCAUAUCAAGAGGGAAGAGGGCUGAUCCUGCUGAUAGAAGAUCCAUGAUCAGAACAGUGGUGGGUGCCAUGCAAGAACAUUGUGCCAAUCCUAACAGGACUGCCUGUGUUGAAAUGGCAAAAAUGAUUGUCUCAAAGCAUCCCUUGACCUUUGCUGACACAUCAGUAGAUGGAGAACAGCUCGGCACUGGGUACCAUUCGCUUGUUAAUCAGUUGAAAACCAGAAUUGAACAUGUGAAUCGCAAUAACACCGUUGAUCGUAUACGGAAACCGAGGACGAGGGACGGUGAGGAUCCGGGCACCUCCACCAAAACUGUCCGAUGCAAGGCAGACAGUUAUGGUUGCAUUAACUGGCAGCCAAAAUUACUUCCGGAUGGAGAGUCUGCGGAAUCCUUGGAGCAGAGGAGACACAAUUUGACCACCAUAUUCCAGUCCGUUGGGCCCAGGGCUGUUGAAAUGCCAGAAGUUGACAUAUCAAUGUCUCUAACAUACAUCUACCAACGACAUAUGAUUAACGCAUGCCCCCCUCCUACAAUGUCUGAGAUGAAAGACCAGUGGCCUUUCCUUUUCACCAAGCGAGGAGUUUGCGAACAUUUCAAGAAUUUGACAGGCAUCGAUAUAACUACUCGUCUUGGAGAAGCACUUAUGACUAAGGGAAAACGGAUCAUUAAUUACUUUCAAGAACAGCACGACAAUAGCAUUCAGAGUCUGCUACGGGGGAUGGAGACGUCAAACAACAACCAGACGGCUAUUGGAGCAGUGCUCCUAAUGAUGAAGCACUUCAACGAAAAGGAGGAGUCCAUCUUCGUGUUAGCAGAUACAUUUGCAACGGCAACUUCAAUUGAGAAUGACAUGGACCUUCCUAUCACACCUCGACUGAUCGUGCUUGGGAACACAUUACUGACUUCCACAAAAUGGAUGGUGAGCAUGGAGGGGAAGGUGGCCUUUGUCUUGGAUGAGCACUUAAGUUUCACUGAUGCCCUAUUCUUUGUGAGAAUUAAUCCCGAGGAUGGAACUAAGUGUACAACAAAAACAGGAGUGAGCCGAAAAACAGGACAGUUGGUGAAGAGAAAGGCCUUACCAAUCAACAACAGAGUGGCGUCAUUUGUGUCUAGGCUGACCCAAUUUGAGUGGCAGCACUCAAACUAGGUGUGAAUGUCACAUUAGGGUAACAUAUUUUUCUGGUAGACUGUUUUAUAGUUUCUGGAGGGUUUGGCCCAAGGUUUUGGA